AUGGCGAAGUUGAAAUUGAAAGUUGUUCUUGUUCCUAUACAAUUUUCCGAUAUCCCGUCGUCAAAUUUAGAAUCUAGCCAAAGUAGAAGGUUUUUACACUUGGCGGAUGCAGACUCGGAUUUGGGUAAGGUAUGUGAUGAGCUUACAAAAAGAUAUGCCAAAAUUUACCCAGAUGAUGACAAGCUUGCUAUAUUGAGUCUUCAGGACGAUGAUAGAUGUGAUCUAGAUCCAGAUUUUCAAGCAGGUGAUGUAUUAGCUUCCGGAGAUAUUAUUAGAGUAAUUGUGGAAAAUGAACUUCAAAAUUUGAGCAAUCACAGUUUCAACCAGCUGCAGAAUAUCACCGUUGAAAAUACGCCAGCAGUAAUGAGGUUGGUCGAUUUGAAUAAACAGACUCAAAGUACUCCUCUUUAUCCCCCUGCUCCUGUACUCGCCCAGGAUUCUACGUUUCAAUCAAACAGUCGGAAACGAGCGAAGGAGUAUUUUGAUCUGACAGACACCAAAAUCCCUACAAAGCAUGCAAGGAGGACAGUUUGGUCCUCGAGAAAUGAGUCGUUUAUUGAGACUAAUGUUCCAGCUAUUCCUCUAACUCCACAAUUGCAUGUUUCGAAAAAGCGUCAAAAUACAUCAUCACCCUCUAAGACACAGAAUCUGGAUAUAGAAGAUAUUAAUGAAACUAAUAUCUCAUUGCCCCCACCAGAGAUUGGAAAUGAUCGUUCAAUUCCAAAGAAAAAAAGCUCCUCUACGAAACCAAAAGAAGAAGCCUUGCCAGGUAAGAAACGUAUAACCUCUGGUAUGCUAAGCAUGCCUGCCCAUGCACAAUUGGAGAAAGAAGAAAUUCAACACCAAAAAUCAAAAUUAUUAAAACCUAACGAGGUAAACCUUUCAUUAUCUACGGAAUUGGACUCUGAAUUAGAGUCACAAUCAUAUUCAGAUUUGGGCUCUGAUGGUAUGGGCUCUGAACCUAAAGAUAAAAGCGUCAAAGCGGGAGUAGAUGAUAUAUCCAAGGAUGAAGAGGUAGAAGAUAGACCACUAGCUUCAUUAUAUAAAGAAAGUAUAGAAUCUCCUGAUAUUCGUGAAGAAACCCUUACAAAGACUGAAAUCAUGAAUCUUUUCAAGAAUGGUAUGAAAAUUCCUGCAAGAUUGCAAAAUAAAUCACAAAAUGAGUCAGCAAGAUCAAGAAACUUGUCCGCUCUAAUGAAAAACCUUGAAAUUGAUAUGGUUGACAAGAAUCCUGUUUUAUCAUUUGAAGAAAGGCGGGCCACAAGGGCAGCUGUAAAUAGGAAGACGAGAACAUCUUUAAAGAGGUCUUCCAAGAGUAAAGCUGUUGAUACAAACGAAAAGGAUUCUAGUUCGAUAGAUUCUAUUUCUGGUAUGAAAAAAGGCGCCCAAUCUAAUUCCUCUCAUACUAAAAGUAAUGAGUCGAUAAGUUCUGAUUCCAAAAGUUUUGAAAAGAAGGAUUCUGAAUCAAAGUCUUCUAAUCCUGAAGAUUCCAAUUCUAAGAAAUCUAAUUCUACAAGCCCUAAUUCCAAAAACUCAGACCCUAGACAUGCGAUCAAAUAUAUAUCCAAUCCCUCAGAAUUAUUAAACUCCUUGAAGUCAAUAGCGGGCCUUAAAAACGAAACGUCAACUAAGAACAAGAAUGGAGCUUUUUCUCCCCAUAAUAAUAAAAGCAUUGGUAUACUCAAGGAUACUCAGACGAAAGAAGAAACGAAAAAUAUCAACAUCAAAAAAGCUGAAGCGAAUGACAGCAAACAAGUCAAGAAAACAAUAUCAGAAUCUGGAAAUGCCGAUAAAGAAAUACAGAAGAAGGCGAAAGAAUCUGCCAACAUUAGCGCUUAUAAUGGCAAAAAGGUCAAAGAUGAAGUAAAGGUCAAGGAAAUAAAGCCCCAAAGUUCACCUGAAGGGUUUCAACCUAGUUUCACUGACCUUACAGGAACAUCAAAAUUAGGAGCACUUUUUGAAAAAAUGAAACAAUUCGAUGAAAAAUUGAAUGUUUUAAAUAAAAAAGGAAGAUACAAUACGAAACAGAUUUCUCAACGUGAUAUUGAUAAUAUUGAACCUAACAGUCAGCCUAAAGACAGAAUAGUAGAGCCUCAGAUUAAUACCACCAAGCCGAUAUAUUCUCCUAAAGCUGACACAAGUAUUAAUAUUACUAAAGUACAUGUCACUCCAUCAAAAAAACAACAAACUCAGGAUAGUACUCAAGCAGCUAAAUUACAUACACCAGAUGGUAGUAAAAAUGCUCAAUAUAAGAAAAAUAGUGGUAUUUUGACAGAAACUAGACAAAAUCAACAAAUCGGCAAUCUAGGCGUUGAUGCUAAUUUAAACUCGUACCCAAUCAGCUAUAACAAUAUAACUUCCAACUCACACAUGACAAAAAAUCUUAGCGACAAUUCUCUUUCUAAUGAUUUAAAGAUCCCGAUGAGCAAAGCUAUAAAUAAGGAUAUUUCCAGCCUGCUGAAAAAUUCAAUUAAUGAGAGUAACGUAGUGAGUAAUACAACGAGUGCAACUAAUGAUAAAACUGCUUCGUCUGAGAAUAAUUCAAUUAAUAAGAGCAAUGAUAUAAAUAUUACUACUAAUGCAAAUAAUUCAAUGAAUAAGCUUGACAAUAAACAUGGUUCUAUUACUGGGGAUUAUUCUACAAAUAAGGCUAAUGAUGAAAGCAUUCCUGCAACUGCAAAUAUUUCAACAAGCAAAUCUAAUGAUAAAACUGUCCCUAAUAAUGUGCAUAUUUCAUCUAAUAAAAUAAAUGAUAAAUAUACUCCUAAUAAUAUGGAUAGCAUCAUGGGCAAAACUACUGACAAGAGUGCUUCUAAUAAAAUCAUUAAUAUAGAACAAAAGAUUGAUCAUAAUGCUAUUAAGGCUAAUACUACGAAUGAUAAUAACUCUAAUUCAACGGGUAAUGGUAAUAUUCCUCCUAACGAUGUCGCUCAUAAUAAGAAUAAUAUAAUCAAUAAAGUUAAUUACAGUAAUGUGAAACUCGAAAAUAAGAAUAAUGUUGGAAAAACAGAUAAACUUCUCAGCAAUAAUUCUGGUAAAAUGUCUAAUUUGAAUGUCACUAAUAAAUCAUUGAAGAAUAAAACUUUUACAGCCGGAGACAAUAAGAUGGUUAAUAAAAAUGUAACAAUCGAGCAUCUCAAAAGUCAUACCCCUAAACAAGGUAAAACUACAGUCCCGAGUAAUACUAUUCGAAAUGUCAAUUAUAAUGAAAAUGGUGAAUAUAAAGAUGUAAACCCUAAUACAGCUAAUGGAUCUAAGGGGACUAAAGGGUUAAGCUCUUCGCAUUUGCAACAUUCUAUACCAUAUGAUCAUUACAACCAGAAUCCAGUUCAAAACAUUUUUACGGAACUGCAUGGUCCAGCUAAACCUACAGAUAAUAAGACCAACUCUGAAUCCAAUAUUAGAGCUCAUCCACCUUUUUCAAACAGUGUUAAUGAUAGAAAUAUUAUUAUGUUUUCUGCUAAAAAUGGCUAUACUAAUCCUAAACUUUUUUCCAAUCCAAAAGUUCUUUCCAAUCCGGAAAAUUUUCAAUCUUCAAAUUUGCAGCGCCUUGAAGCUGCUAUUCAAGAAUCUAAUAACUCCAAAGUUGAAAGGCCAAAAACAAAUUCGAAUAACUCUAUUGGAUCAGACCGAAAUCCACCUUCAAUUGCGAAGAAUGGUAGUAAUCUGUUAAGUAAGGUCGAUAAAAUUGCAGAUUCAGAAUUUAAGGAUAAUUCUAAGGGAUUAGAACCUACCUCUAAAUUGCCUAAUACUACCGAUACAAAACCUUUAUCUCCAGUAAAGCUAAAAUCUCCAAAUACACCAACCAAACUGGCAAAGAUCCAUGGUAUUACUCUUACCAAUUCAAGUUUAGCACUGAAUGUUGCAGGUAUGGCUAAAUUGGCAGAACAAAGAAAUAAGCCAGAUUAUGCGAAUGUGCCUCCAAUUCUUAAAUAUCCAAAUGAACACGAGAGAAUUAAACUACGCGCUGAAAGUAUCAAAAGUAGUCCGUUCAUUCUGGAUAUACUGCCAUUACAUGGUGGUGAAGCUUUCGGUAAAAAAGAUUCUAAGAAAGGGGCCGAGAAUUUGACUAACCAAAGGAAAUUGGACCUGAACAAAAGAAAGCACAAUGAGUCAUAUCCUAAUAUAUCAUCGUCUUCUUCUGAUGAAAGUUCUAGCUCAGAUUCUGAUAAUAAUGACUCAGACGUUGAAAAUAAGAGACCACGUCUUGCAGCUGCUGUUCCAUCAUCUACGAUGUCGCGUUCGACUGCAUUACACCAAAGUCGACCAAUAUUUUCUCCAGCCUCUAAAGAGAAGGAAAGUCAUCAAAUACAUAAAGAUGAUUUUUCGGUUACAAACAAUACACAUGAAUCACCUCAAAAGACUGCAGAAAUCCCAAAUAACUUUCAGGAUAAAGCUAAUAUUAAGAAACCUAUAUUAACUUCCUUAAGCGACUUAGCGAUGCGUGGGGUUCCUGAUGUUGAAUCUACGUCUACAAUAGACCCUGAGACAAAGGGGAAGAAAAGCAAUGACGAAACCACAGAUGAUGAAAGUACAGAUGAAGUAGAAUCGUCUUCUUCAUCUGCUACAGAUAGUGAUGAUUCAGAUAGUGACCAAGACACUUCAGGAAAGUUUAUAAACAUUAAGAAAUUAAAUAAAGGUAAGCCUAAGAGGAAUAAAGGAGGAUUUUCUGCUCUUAUGAAGGAUGCCAGAAGAUUCUGA
Messenger RNA from Debaryomyces fabryi, 4701 nucleotides. RefSeq lists its product as uncharacterized. Gene Ontology annotation, cellular component: nucleolus. Gene Ontology annotation, molecular function: rDNA binding; phosphatase activator activity. The record is from RefSeq and is a predicted model, not a curated record. Lineage: Eukaryota; Fungi; Ascomycota; Pichiomycetes; Serinales; Debaryomycetaceae. The coding region runs from base 1 to 4701 and encodes 1566 amino acids. Gene Ontology annotation, biological process: rDNA heterochromatin formation; negative regulation of septation initiation signaling. The transcript has a single exon.